This is a messenger RNA of Anguilla anguilla (European eel), 2140 nucleotides long. RefSeq names its product TBC1 domain family, member 22B (gene tbc1d22b). Gene Ontology annotation, molecular function: GTPase activator activity. NCBI's taxonomy places the organism in Eukaryota, Metazoa, Chordata, Actinopteri, Anguilliformes, Anguillidae. Gene Ontology annotation, biological process: activation of GTPase activity. The record is from RefSeq and is a predicted model, not a curated record. The transcript is spliced from 13 exons. The coding region runs from base 185 to 1765 and encodes 526 amino acids.
GGCGGCUUCCAUUGCUGUGUUUUACGCGCUCCAUUAAUUGUAAUAAAACAGCAUUACUGACAUCUAAUACAGCUGCAAUUCCGGUUUUGCCAUGUAAAUCAGAACCGUCAUCUGUUACAGAUUGUUUUUCAGUCUUUUCCAAUGGUGAGCUCGUUUAGAAAAUCGUACGCAGGGUCGGAGUGAGAUGAAUCCGGGCACUUCUCCGAGCAUGGCCAACGAUAAUAAAAUUCAGUUUUGGAGGAGAAACGCCAAGGUUCCUGGGAGCUUACAGCCGGUGUACGGGGCACAGCACCCCCCUCUAGAUCCCAGAAUUCACCGCGCGUUUUUGAAAGACGCCCCGAAGCCGAACACGCUGCCCGCGAAGUCCAAGAAGGCCUCCAGCUUCCACGAGUUCGCCCGCAGCACCAACGACGCCUGGGACAUCGGCGACGACGAGGACGAGGACUUUUUGGCCGCCGCCCGUCUGUCGUCCCCGCCCCCCCCGCCGCCGCCGUCUGCGCCCCAGCCCCCUCCGCCGGCCUCCUCGGACGACCUCGACGCCCCCGACGAGCCGCCGACGGACGACGCCGGGCCGCUCCCGAAACCGGAGGGUGGGCGGGACCUGGCCAAGAUUGACAGCAGGCCGACCAAUGGGAGGGUGGUUAAGUCCUGCAGCGAGGCGCAGCUCAGCACUGCUAAAGUUCGCACGCCCAUCCAGAAGCAGCAGUCGCUCCCCAUCCGGCCCAUAGUCCCGCUGGUCGCCCGCAUCUCGGACCAGAACGCCUCCGGGGCCCCGCCCAUGACGGUCCGGGAGAAGAGCCGGCUGGACAAGUUCCGGCAGCUCCUGGCGAGCCCCAACACGGACCUGGAUGAGCUGCGGAAGCUGAGCUGGUCGGGGAUCCCCAGAGAAAUGCGCCCCAUCACCUGGAGGCUCCUCUCGGGUUAUCUUCCUGCCAACAUGGAGAGGAGGGAUUUGGUUUUGAAGAGGAAGAGGGACGAGUAUUUUGGCUUCAUUGAGCAGUAUUACCACUCCAGGACCGACGAGAACCACAGGGACACAUACAGACAGAUCCACAUCGACAUUCCCAGGACGAACCCUCUGAUCCCCCUGUUCCAGCAGCCCCUGGUGCAGGAGGUGUUUGAAAGAAUCCUGUUCAUCUGGGCCAUCCGCCACCCUGCCAGCGGUUACGUCCAGGGCAUCAACGACCUGGUCACCCCCUUCUUUGUGGUCUUCCUCUCCGAGUUUGUGGAGGAGGACGUGGAGAACUUUGAGAUGGCCGGCCUUCCUCUGGAGUGCCAGAGGAACAUCGAGGCGGACAGCUUCUGGUGCAUGAGCAAGCUGCUGGACGGGAUACAGGAUAACUACACUUUUGCCCAGCCGGGGAUCCAGAUCAAAGUGAAGGCCCUGGAGGAGCUGGUCAGCAGGAUUGAUGAGGACGUGCACAGCCACUUCCAGAGGUACGAGGUGGAGUACCUGCAGUUCGCCUUCCGCUGGAUGAACAACCUGCUGAUGAGGGAGCUGCCCCUGCGCUGCACUAUCCGCCUCUGGGACACUUACCAGGCAGAGGCUGAGGGGUUCUCCCACUUCCACCUGUACGUCUGCGCUGCGUUCCUCAUCGAGUGGCGAAAGGAGAUCCUCUCCAUGGUGGACUUUCAGGGCCUGCUCAUGCUCUUGCAGAACCUUCCCACAAUCCACUGGGGCAACGAGGAAGUCGGACUGCUGCUCGCCGAGGCCUACAGGCUCAAGUACAUGUUUGCCGACGCGCCCAAUCACUACCGGAGAUAGGCCAGGCCGCCCGCCAAUCAGGCCGACCGCCAAUCAGGCCGCCCGCCAAUCAGGCCGCCCUGACCCUCGAGACUGACACACCCACGGACACAAAAAAAAACGAAAAAAAAACCCUCUCACAAAACGUGCUCUGCUGUGAAACGGAUUCUCCUUCCUGUUGCUGAAUCAACUCUUGUGCACGCGUGCGUGAUGCGUACACACGUGAGCGUGCGGGUGCACGCGUGCGUGAUGCGUACACACGUGAACGUGCGGGUGCGGACGAAAACACACCGCCAGACCCACAGGCAAAAAAGGAGGACCUCACAGAGAGCACGGUGGACCCCCCCGGCCCCCAUUUUAUCCACUCCUCCCCUCUCAUUGGUCCAUUGGCAGGAA